AUCAUGAUCCUUGCCGUGUUGUUCGCAAACUCCGUAGGAAACGUUCUGAUCGAAAGGUUCAAUGGAGUGCCAGCUGAGGAACGCCUGACCUGGCGAUCUUUCUUGGUUAAAUUAGGAGCUGAGAAUCUCAAAGGCGUUAAAAACGAGGAGCUUCUUGUCGCCUGCCACAAGUCGGUUUAUAUAGUGUACACAAUGUUAGGGGAUGUUAGCAUCUUCCUUGUCGGUAAAGACGAGUACGAUGAACUUGCUUUGGCGGAAGCUAUCUUUAUCAUAACAGGGGCUGUGAAAGACAUAUGUGGGAAGCCUCCAACGGAGAGAGUGUUUUUGGAUAAAUACGGGAGGAUUUGUUUGUGUCUUGAUGAAAUCGUUUGGAAUGGACUUUUGGAGAACACUGACAAAGAUAGGAUCAAGCGACUCAUUAGAUUGAAACCUCCUUCUGAGUUUUGAUUUUCCCUCCAAGUCUAACUACUCACACAUUCUGCUUCUAGUCUAUUAAUCAAUAUGUUCUCUGUCAUUUGUUGAAACUUGAAUCACUUCUUUCUAUCAAAUACUUUACUAUUCGAUACUGUUGUUGUUUGAUUGAUCAGACAUAAAGCAAUUUAGUGUGGUGAUGGUUAUUGAAUCUUAACUUGAACAUUUUCG
Molecule: messenger RNA, 642 nt
Organism: Eruca vesicaria subsp. sativa (arugula)
Lineage: Eukaryota; Viridiplantae; Streptophyta; Magnoliopsida; Brassicales; Brassicaceae
Source: the annotation of a GenBank genome assembly